AUGUCCGCAGCCUUUCAUCAUCUUCUUGGCCUCUCGUCGAGAGCGGCGGCCGCGCAGCUACAGCUCCGACAGCUGAGCUCCCGGUCGGCAGCGCACCAGCAACGCCAGUUCGAGUUGCUGGUGCCGGCGCUGCAGGCUUUCCAGCGUCUUCACGGCCACUAUGCCGUCCCGCUGCGCUUCACCGUCCCCAGCGGCCACCAUCCUGAAGCUGGCCAAUGGCCAGAGGAGCUGCAAGGAAUGAAACUAGGCACAGCCAUCUCGAGGUUUCUGAAAGCCUGCGCCUCGGCUAAGAAGCCUUCAAAGCGACGCGGACUGGACGAAGUGAGGAUGCAGCUCCAGCAGUUGGGGCUGCCGGACGUCGAGGACUGGAAGCGAUUCCUCUGGGAUGAAGUGACCGUGCCGGCAUUGCAGACGUACCAGUCGAUACAUGGAGAUCUGUUGAUGCCAGUCUCCUUCACGGUACCUGAAGGAGAUGAGGCGUGGCCACGCUCGACGUGGGGAUACAAGCUCGGCUACUGGACUAGUGAGCUCCGCCGCAGCAAGGACAAGCUGCUGCCGUACCAACUGGACGACCUGGAGAAACUCGACUUCAGCUGGAAUGCGCGUGAAGCUCGCUGGAACCGCUACUUUAUUCCAGCUGUGCAGAAGUACCAAGAGCUGCAUGGAAGUUCUCAGGUGCCGCAGAGCUUCGUUGUGCCCCGCGACCACCCGGACUGGCCAGCAGAGCUUGGAGGCUAUCGCCUGGGGCAGAAGGUGAACAAUUUGCGCUGCGGCGACCCUCUUGGCACAGGACCAAAGGCCGAAGAGUGGCAGGAGGUGGAGUUGAUCUACAAGAACUGGAUGCUGCUCGAAACUCUGCAUGAAGUGGAAGGAAGCGGCGUCUUGGAGGAAGAAGAACGCGAAAAGACAAUCAACCAAGAACUAAAGGAAUGA
Messenger RNA from Phytophthora sojae, 933 nucleotides. RefSeq lists its product as hypothetical. Bases 1 to 933 code for a protein of 310 amino acids. The record is from RefSeq and is a predicted model, not a curated record. Lineage: Eukaryota; Oomycota; Peronosporomycetes; Peronosporales; Peronosporaceae. The transcript has a single exon.